Molecule: messenger RNA, 2841 nt
Organism: Funneliformis geosporum
Lineage: Eukaryota; Fungi; Glomeromycota; Glomeromycetes; Glomerales; Glomeraceae
Source: the annotation of a GenBank genome assembly
AUGUCAAAAACAGAAAAUAUUCAUAUAAGUGCAAUUCCUUCAAAUGAAGUAAAUAUCAGGCUUGUUGAAAAUUCAGCUUAUGAGACAUCUUUAUUAGCUAAUAAUGAAAAAGAUCAAAAAGGUACCCGGAGGCAAUUGGUUAUCAUUGAUAAACCAAAUACCCCUAAAGACAUUGUUCUACAUGCCAUUAUAGGAGGACUUAGAUCAUAUGUGAUGGCACAUGGCAUUCGUGGUGGUGUGAAUUUCCUAUUAAAUUUAUUAACAGUAUUCCGGAAAAGGAAAGGAUCUAUAUAUAAGAUAUAUAAGGCGUUCAUCCGUGGAUUUUUCGGAACGGACGCCGUGCGAUUUGGUGUAGCAUUUGGUGGAUUUUCGUUCUUAUGGAAGUUUAUCAAUAAUGGGUUGCGAUAUGUCAGAAAGGAAGAUGAUCAUUGGAAUGGAUUGGCUGCAGGUUCCAUUGCUGGCAUUUCCAUAAUGGCGGAAAAACGAGAGAGGCGAAUCUCUAUCGCGCAACAGUUAUUUGUUCGCGCGUUGCAAGCCCUUUACAAUGCAGGCCACGCGCGUGAUUAUUUUCGAAUCCCUCAUGGAGAUGCCUUACUUUUUAUCAUUUCGACUGCACAGAUGCGACCUACCACAAUACCAAAAGACUUUUUGAAUUUUAUGAUAAUUACAGCACGCGUUCCAAAGAAAACAUUGGAUAUUAAUCUACACUUGAGACGAGGGUUGUCUUUGGAUAAGGAAGUCGCGAUUGAUCUUGUUAAAUCAUUUAAAGGAACGAAAAAUGCCAUUGAGGUAGCCUACAAUUUACCCCCUCGACCUGUUACAAUUCCUUGCGAACUUGUACAUCCGAAGUUUGAUUCAUGUAUAUAUACAAUCAUUGAACGAUUUUAUCAAGUUUUUCGAAGAAUUGCACCAGUAUACGCUACGCUUAAUUUCGUCCCAAUGGUGGCAUUCAAAUUGAAACAACUUGCCAAAGAGCCCAUGGGUCUUAUUCAAAAAAGUUCCUUCAACACAAUACGAUCAAGCACCUUUCUAGCUACUUUCGUAGCAAGUUACCAGUCUCACAUAUGCCUUCAUCGUAAUAUUGUCAAAUAUUUCGAUAUAACGUGGGAUUCUAAAUAUUUAUAUUGGUGGGCCGGAUUUAGUUCAGCACUCGCCAUUUUCAUCGAACAUAAAAACCGAAGGGCAGAUUUAGCUUUAUACGUAUUACCAAAGGCUGCAGAAUCCUGGUACAAGAUCAUGUGUCAGAAAAAUUGGAUAUUUGAAUUACAUCGAACGGCAGAAGUAUGGUUCUUUUCUGCGGCCAUGGGCAUAAUCAUGACUGCAUAUCAACAUGAACCCGAAACCUUAAGUCCUAUGGCCAAAUUAUGGCUACAAAUUUUGUACAUAUUUCUUGGGGUUUCGAUCGCAUUUUUCUUGACGAUUACCACAUAUUUAUUCUAUCAUCGUCGCAAACAAAUCAAAGACAUGGAGACUCGUUCAAUGCGCUUAUCAAUCACAUUCGCGAUUUCAAACAUAAUAUUUUGUCCAGUUUUGGUGAUUUAUAAUGGAUUUUAUAAAGAUACAUUUCCUUGCUACGUUAUAUUAUGGAACAUUUAUUUAUCAGUUGUAAUAUACCUUGCAGUAAUUUUUAUUCGUGGAUUACGUCUGAUAUUUUUAGCACAACUAAGUUAUGCGAUGUUAGAAGCAACUUGGGGAACAAAACCUACUUUAAUGUUGGAACAAAAUAAUGAGGAAAACCGUUUAAAUAAGAAUUUUACCGUAAAGGAACAUUUGAAAUGGUAUCGAAAGCAAAAGAAGUAUUCAACUGAUAAAGUGUUAUGUUAUGGAUUAUUUUUUGUUGUCGGAAUAGUUGUAAUCGCAUUAAUGGGAAUGACGAUUUUUAUUGAUGAAUUCUCCAUUAAGAAUACAAAGAAAGAUUGUGCAUUCAUUUUGUAUUAUUUUCUUAGAACAAUUGAAGAAAGUUAUGGACUUCGAAGGGAUUUUUUAAAAAACAUUUGCAUCUUCAUCUUCUCCCUUGUACUUUAUAUCUUGUGGAUUACUGUGUUUCAGACCGCAGAUUCCAUUUGGAGACCUCUUAUGUGGUUACCAACUGCCCUUGUAUCUAGUCAUGUGAUCACGAUCCUCAUCCCGAUUAUACGGUCAUACGAUAAAAAUGAUGAUUCAAAGGAUGAAUGUAGAGAACAAGAACGAAUGAUGAGAUUUUCACAAGUCCUUGGAGAUGAUGACCUUUUCGAACAAUAUAAGAUAUGUACGGCGUCAUUUUUUUGUGCGGAAUUGAUGCUUUUUAUUGAAGAAUAUCAAUUUCUAAAAAAAACAGUACUUAGAUAUUAUUAUAAAUCGCAAACUCAUGAAUUAAUCGAAAUCGAUAAUCCUUUGUUAAACGACAAUGCAGCGACAUGUCAAAAUAGUACAUUUUGGGAGGUUUCUGAUCCUGAACCUUCACUCACAGAUGAGAUGAUGCCACGAGAUGUUCAACUCUCAGCGGGGAUAGAAAAGAAUGUAUCACCAGUGACAGUAUCAAUUCAUGAUAAUUUGGUGAAAUGUUUAAGUAAGCCACCUCCAGCUAAUGAGAAAAUUCCAAAGAUAUUACGUCCAUAUUUCUUUAGAUUUUUUCGCAUAUUUUUAGUCCCUUCAGCGGAUUUAGCAGUUAACGUGAUAGAUUCAACGAUACGAGAUGUUACCGCAAAAAUCAACACGGAAGAUUAUAGGUUAGACAUGUUUGAAACCGCGAAAGCAGAAGUAUUACAUUUAUUAUAUGGUAAUACUUUUGCCACUUUUGUGGAAAAAUAUAAGGAAAAUAUUCAAUCGAUACUACAACCAAAGAUCGAAGACGUUAUUUAA